GAAAUCGCCAGUUACAAAAAAAAAUCGAUUACUACAUAUUUUGUUGCCGACCAUGCCAUCGCUAGUUACCAAACAUUAUGUUUGUAAUAAAUAUAUUUGCAGUUGUUAGGGUACAAACGUUGUUAUUAUGUUUAACCAAGAUAAAAACAAAUAACUGCAAAAUUUGUUAAAAUGCCAGCUUUUUGUGCUGUACAAAAUUGUGGUGAUAAGUAUGGACACGCGGACAAUAUAUCCUUUCACAAAUUCCCAUUUAAGCGACAAGAGCUAAUGAAGAAAUGGCUUGAUUUCGCACAACGUGGUCCAGACUGGCAGCCGUCGAAGUGGAGUGCCAUUUGUAGUCGCCACUUUCGUGAUGAAGAUUUCAAUUGUGCCGCCGAUCGCAAAAUACUAAAGAAGACUGCGGUGCCAUGUUUGCGAAAUCUGAAACAUGUGCAGACCAUAGAAAAGGUGAACACUGAGCGAAAAGAAGAAGAUAUUGCCAAAGAAAACACUUUGCAACAAGCUGCCACAAAAACCGCAAUCAGCAACUUAUCCGCCACAGAGACAUUCAGUGAAACAUGCGAAGAAUUUGAUGAGGAGUUAGAUCAACGUAAACAAACCACAUCUUUACAAAGUUCCCCGAAUGCGCCGAAUAAGUUUAAAUGCCGGCUGUGUGGUAGUGCAUGCUCAGCUGUGGUGUCAUUUUCUACAAAUUUCGAAAUUUAUGGCAUGAUACAAAAAUGUUUUCCUACACUCAACAUACAAAAAGACGACAACUUACCGAAAGAGAUGUGUCGCUUGUGCCUUAAACGCGUGGAAAGCUUCUCACGUUUUAUCGACAAAGUGCUCGAAACACAAAGUGAACUACAACGAAAAUAUCGCAUAGAGAAAAAGGAUAAUAGCACACGUUUUGCUGAACGCCCGCUUAAGGUAAAACAAGAACCAGUGGUGCGUGUGAAACAGGAGCUUCCUGAAGGUUUUGACAGUUUCCUCUCGGAUGAUUUAGAUAUGGGCAUGGAUGAGGGUUGUGAACAGGAGCAUGACGCUGAGACGAUUGUUGAACAAAAAUAUGAUUUCUGUGAUUUUCCCAUGUUGAAUGCACAGGAUAUAAUCAACAAUUGUGAUAUAAUGGAAAUAAUAAAUUUGGAUGAUCCUUUUAUAAACAUACCGGAUGAUGAUGCGAAUACGAAUUGUGAAAAUAUUACACCGAAUACAAAACAACAAGAGAAAGCUAUACAACAGGAACAGCAAGAGAGGAACAAGCGUACUUUACUAAGUGCUCACGAAUUGCUACAAAAUCAUUUGUUAAAUGAAGAGCACAACUAUGCUUAUACAACGGAGGACUUGAAGGAAGAGUGUCAAUUCAAAAAUACUUAUAAGACAGAGAAGACUGAUGGCGGCGAAUAUGCAGAUCGAGGAGACUUUAUGACAAAUGCUGCAACUGAAGAUGAUGAACAGACGAGUUAUGCGGGAGACGAGCAUCACAACGGCGAAAAUGCCGCUUCAACCGGCAUAUAUAAAGAAAACUAUGCCACGUCAAACAUGCAUUUAGAAAAUACUGCUGCUACAAAUAGUGAGAAGCCAACAAGUCCCGCCGUUGCAACAGCUUCGCCACCAGAAACACGCUCUACAAGACCAAUAGUCACGUCGGUGAGUGAGCUUUCUGAUGCAUCCAUAACAAUACCCAACCGAACGGUUGAGGAACAUACACGUGCCGAAAAGCUUGUUGUCACUGCAGUGGAUGACAUACCGGCGCCAACCAGUGACGCCGCUACUGGUUCAAAAAUGAGUGUUUCCACAUCAUCGACAGCGCCAAUGAAAACACAUCCCAAACCAAAUAUUGUUGUGCUCGACGAAAGUAUAGUGAAAUCUUCAAAUGCCUUCCAACUACAUACCUGUCAACACUGUCAUCUAAAAUUCUUCAGCAUGGAGACACUAAAUCAGCAUUAUAUCGUAGCGCAUCAGACGCAAGCGCAAAUGCAAGAGCAAAGCACACAAAUGCGCGUAGAACAAGAGAAGUUGCAAAGCGUUCACAUGCAACAGCUACAGCAACUCUUGGAUCCAUAUAAUCCACAGCAGCCAAAUAUGGUCACGCAAAAUCAUCAUUACCAACAGCAACAGCAACAACAACAGCAACAGCAAGAGGAGCGCUUACCCAUGGUAAGUGUGCCUGGUGACUAUGUUUGGAAGUAUUAUGGCGCGGCCAAUGAUGUCAGAAGCGAAGCAUUCAACAAUAAUUGUAAAUUGGAGAAAGGCUUCGGUUCAUCCGCUGCAUGCGCAGACAGUCUACAUAAAACGAAUGACACGCAUACUUUUCUCCAGCCAAAUGUCUUUGGUUUUGACAAUACAAAUGCGAUAAAAAACAGCUACAUGACGCCAAACUGUGCGGCUAAGGAUACUUCAAGCCUGAUCGGCGCGCCAAAUGCAGUGCGAAUACUUGAAAUGAAGCGCACAUUUCUGCGGCAACACGAUCCAUUUAGUAAUAUGACUAAUAUUCAGGCAGACUAUCUCAAAACUCCUUUGAAUAACAAUGAUGCUACAAAAUCGCACAGCAUUUGCGCCGCCACAAACUUGGCGCCAGAGAAUGCUUUCAAAACUCCCGCGCCUACAAUCCAACCAACAGCUACGUCUGCGCGCUUGCAAAAACCGAAGCGCACUAAACGGCGCGCGCUCUUAAGUAGACACAUCAGCGCGCGCCUUACAGCGCUUGAACGCAGGAUAAACGCCAAAGUAGCGCCCGAUAUUAUUACAGCCGAGUAUCGGCAAUUGGGACAGCGUUACAAGAGGCUGCAGCUCAAAUGUAAAUCACUGCAAAUACAAAUAUUGGAGAAACAAAGAAAAGAGGCCAAGUUCAAGUCCACAAUGUCAAGCGCCGCCGCCAAUCGUUUUCGCUGUCGCGUUUGCAGCGAAAAUUUCAAAAGUAUCCAACGCCUGCUGCAACACAAGCGCACACUCAGGCAUUGGACGCGUCGCAUGCCUAAACGUUUUGCCGCCACCUGCUGUGGCUGCGAGAAGUUCUUUCGUCACAAAAUCGCUUUACACAAUCACAUGCGCUACAUAUGCCAGGCGCUGCCGUUGCGCUGCUUCAAAAUGCAAAUGCAAACAUUCAAGUGUCGCUACUGCCGACGCAGCACUUUCAAUCAUUGGCGCCUCUACCGCAGACAUGAAGUGAAAUGUAAAUCAAGCAGACAACGUCGACAGCAACACAGCCGUAUAAGUCGCCGCCACCACCAACGACAACAAGUUACCGUGCAAUCUCUAACACCGACCAACAAACAGCGUGGCGCCGCGCCUCGUUCAACGCAUGCAGUGCCGGCCAAUGCGCGCCAAACGAAACAUAAAAAUUCUGCAACUUCAACGCGCGCGUAUGCUUGUCCGCUGUGCGCUAAAGUGUUUGCCUCGGCGAACAGACUCAGUCAGCACCGCAUCACGCACAGCGAUCAGCGGCGGCACCAAUGCGGUCUGUGUGAGCGCGCCUACAAGCGGCGCAACGGUUUGAUGCAGCAUGUGCGCGCCUUCCACUUGAAGUUGAAGCCGCAUCAGUGUGUUGUGUGUCAGCGCUCGUAUGCGCUCAAAAGUGAUAUGUUACGUUGCCGGCAUGCGGCGGUCAAGCGCGCACGUCUCAAUGAAAUUGCAUGCAGCGCAGAGUAGUUAACUGCAGCACCAAUAAAUUUUAAACAUAAGUAUUUAAUAUAAGUAUACCUGAAUGAGUGUGUUAUGUAAUGUUACUUUUCUUAUUGACCAAAAAACUGUAAAUACUACUACGAUUUUUUAUCCGCCUAAUUUCACAUUUCUAUCUAAAA
Messenger RNA from Bactrocera oleae (olive fruit fly), 3782 nucleotides. RefSeq lists its product as uncharacterized. NCBI's taxonomy places the organism in Eukaryota, Metazoa, Arthropoda, Insecta, Diptera, Tephritidae. Gene Ontology annotation, molecular function: zinc ion binding. Gene Ontology annotation, cellular component: nucleus. The record is from RefSeq and is a predicted model, not a curated record.